Molecule: messenger RNA, 2565 nt
Organism: Arachis ipaensis
Lineage: Eukaryota; Viridiplantae; Streptophyta; Magnoliopsida; Fabales; Fabaceae
Source: RefSeq, a predicted model, not a curated record
GUUUUCUUCGCUUCCUUCCCGGGAAUGAAAAUGUACUUCAUUUCUCGCAUUAAUUCGAAAAGAAACGGAUCAUUUUUUACUGUGUUACUAUUGUCCUACUCAUUUUCCCCCUUUCUGAGUGUGUGAGUGAGCUUGUGAAGUUGCUGCGUGGGUUUCUUUUCUGUUUUUGUUCAUUUUUGUUUUCUUUCGGGGAUGCAUUUAUUGAUAGCGUUGGGUUAAUAGGGUUACGGGUUGACAUGAUUGUUUGAUGUGACGAUCGUUCUUGAUGCCACAUUUAAUUAGCUGUCGAUAUCCAAGGGUUUUUGCUGUUCUCCAUUUUUGAUGAUAUUUUCUUCUUCCUCUUACUUCAGUCAUCACUUUUUAGUUUGAUAUAGCUUCAAUUCAUGGCUUGGGAUCUCUGGGGUUCUUCAUACGACCAAGUUUCCUGCAAAGAUAAUUACUCUGAUCAUCCUGAGUGGCCAUAUGGCUUCUUCUUUGGCUGUGACCCUGAUGUGAUAGAGGAAGAUGCCUUGAAUGAGGAGUACUGUGUUCAGGUUUUAAGGAUUUUGAUCACCAAGGCAGAUACCGAAAUCAAGGAACUUGAAAAGGAUCUAUCGUCCCUUCAAAAUGAAUUGGCCUGCGCUGAGCAUGAGAAAUGGCCUGAAAUAUGUUGCAGUGCUUUGACCGAAAGAAUCAAUUGGCUGGAUGUUGCAAUUAGUGCUUUGAAGAAAGAUCAUGCUGAUGAAAUAGAGACAGGGCUGCUAUUACACAGUAAGCCUGCUGAGACACUUAAUGAGAUAGUGAAGGCUUUACAAAGGGAUCAUUGUCAAGAUGAAAACAGCCAGCAGCUAGUAGGUGCAAACAGCUUGAAUCCAGUUAUGAAUGCUACUAAGUGUGCACUAGAUAAAGAGUCUAGCCAAAUUAAUUCGAAUAUAGUGAUAAAGGAGGAAAAGAAAGAGCAAGAGGAAUCUAAAGAACAUGAGGAAAGUAAACAACUCUGUGGAACUUCAGAAAAGUCUAGAAACUCAUCAGAACUGUCAGAGAUGCAACAAAAGAGACGGGAUGGUGCUGAAAUUGUUGACAUUGCUGAUAUGGUUGAGGAAUUGCUUGCAGGGACAAGUCUUGAUUUGGAAGGUAUGAACUGUUCUUCUGGACUUUCUGAUGGGAUGAAAUUAUCAGGGACAUCAGAUGAUAACGAGGAAGUCGGACGAAGCCAACUCAUUGGUACAGAUACAGGUCAAAUCUCCAAUCAGCUUUCCCCCGUGGGAAAUGGAAAUACUUCCAGUGAAUGCAAGAGAGAAGUUGCAAUUGUCAAAUCUAUGGAUGUCAGCUCAGAUGCUCUUAUAUCUUCCACCAGCAUCAAAGGGAGGAAAAAGUGUAACGAUUCCAAAUUUGGUGCUUCAAAUAAAUGGAAAGGUAGAAAUUCUGAUUUAGAGAAAAAACUCUGUGAUUUUGCUCCAAAAACUCGAAAAGCCGUCAAGAAAGAACCUGAGGUUGCUACAGCUGAAGAUUUGGACUCUAUAAAUCAUCCUCUACAAAUUGUGUUUCCUCGAGACUUGUUUCCUGUUGAUACUGAAUUGAGCCCCUUUAAAGGAGCUAAUGGUAAAAAUUCCCAAGUGAUUAACAUUGAAAAGUCCAGUCUUACUCAUGCUCAAAGUUCUGCAUUGAUUGCACUGCUUGAGUCACAAACCAGAAAUGCCCCGUACACUGGCUUACAGCUGACAGAUAAAGAGAAACCACUAGCAGAAGGUCUUAAAACGACGAAAAUUUUUGAGAACUUGGCACAGUCUGAUAUAAGCUUCCCUUCAAAGCUUGCGGAAAUCAACACGCAUCAGCAUCACUGAUGAUACCAGUUCAAAUGUCUCCUUGAAUAGCAAGAUGACAAGAAGUGCAGUACUGGCUGACCAAUAUGAAACUGAAGUUGGUGCUAUUGUUCCUUACGACAGUGAAUUUUCGGAGUCACAGAAGAAAAAAAAAGGUUCAAAUGUUAAGAUGGACAAGCCAAAUCCAGAUGGGGUUACCACAGACAACAGAGGUGAGGUUGAUCUUCAGAUUUUGUACUCAAUGGUUGGUUCCACCCAUGAGACCCCAGAAUCUCUUCUUGAGACUUUGAAGAAAUUCACAAUGGAUAAAUUGAGGGCCAUGGCAAAGGAUAAAAACGUGAAAAAGUACUAUAAGCUUAACAAAGGAGAGUUGGUCGCACAGCUAGUUGAGCGGCUCAGUAGCAGUAACUGCUGAACUUAAUCUUGUAGUAUUGGGCUUAUUGGGGUAACCAUUUUCUGCCUUGCUUUUUUUUUAGGAGGGUUUUGGUACAGGAACUGAAAAUAGGGUUCUGACAUAGUGAUGAAAUAACAAAUAGGCAAACCAAAAUGGAUAUUGUGAAUUGUACAGCCUAUAGAUAGAAUACUAGGAGUAUUUUGUAAAUGAAAGGAAGUAUAGGUUUUCUUCCUUGCAGCUUUGUUUAGUCUUUGUGACCUUAGAGGAGGCCUGGGACUCUGGUGAGAUAUAUCACGUUCAUGUCCUGCUAAGAUCUAUUAUGAUGAUAUAAUAUAUAUCUGAAUACGGGAAACUAUGACGUUUGUCUUA